AGGUAACUGGUCACUGUGUAAGGGUCAGAAAACUGAUACAGCAUUAUUUCUUUCAUAAAAUAUCAUUAUCUGGUCCAUCAUGCACUGCUAUAAUCUAUGACGGUUUCGUAGGGUCAUGGAUUAACAGUCAGUUGCUGAUACUAGGAAGUAAAAAAACCACAGGAAGAGCUAAAAAUGUUUUAAAGAAGAGCUGUAAGUACAUCAUUAAAAGAGAAGCACUAACAGAUACAAAUAAUGGCUGUUAAGAGUCACAUCUGUCUGCUGGGACUCAUCAUUCUCUGCUCACCAUUCACAGGUGUUACUGGAGAGACUCAUGUGUUCAGUAGUUCAGGUGAAGAUGUCGCUCUGCCCUGUAUUAAUGCUCUUUCUGACUGCACCUCAACUACAUGGACCUACUUCAAACAUAGAUCAUCAGGUGCAGUAGAACUGAUUGCUCUAGGAAUAAAGAAGAAUGACACAGAGAGAGCUGAGAGACUGAGUCUGGGGUCUGACUGCUCUCUGAACAUCUAUAAAACAACAAAAUAUGAUCAUGGACUAUACAUCUGCCAACAAUAUGUGAAUGAACACAGACAUGGAACUGAUGCACUGGUUUUACUACAUGUUCUUCAUGUUUCUCCAUCAUCCACACAGACUGAGAUGAGAUCAGGCAGCUCUGUGACUCUCAUCUGUCAGUUGUUUACAUAUGAAGACUCUUGUGAUGGUUUGUUCCGUUCUGAGGAUCUUCAGCUGUUCUGUGUGAAUCAGGCUGGUGUUAAUCUACAGACAGACCCCAGAUAUCAGAUAUUAUCACCAGGACAAUGUAUCAAGACUCUGACUACAAUACUCCUGAAUGAAGACAACAACACAGAGUUGAGAUGUUUGGUUAAAAUGAAGAAUGAGAUUAAGACCUCAGUCAGCUAUACGGUCAAGUUUAAGGCAUCAACUACAGCAACAAUCAAACAAACCUCUAAAAUAACUUCAAGUCCUACUGCAUCAUUACCUCCUGUCAGAAUCACCACCGCAAACCCUGAGAUAACAUCAGAAUCUGAAGACAUAACGCCUUGUGUGUCAUCCAUAGUGAUUCUAGUGGUUUUAGUGAUUAUUAAGAUCACAGCAUUCACUGCUCCUACUGUAAUUCUUCUUCAGAUCAUCUGUACAGGAAGAGCUGAAAACAGAAGAAGGACCCAGACCACCUAGAAUACACACUGAUAAAACACUCUCUUGGCAAAUAUUCUGAUGGCUUAAGCACAUUUUUUGUAACUAUUGACUAUUUUUUGCAAAUCUCUACACACAAGUAAGAAAACC
Molecule: messenger RNA, 1284 nt
Organism: Paramisgurnus dabryanus
Lineage: Eukaryota; Metazoa; Chordata; Actinopteri; Cypriniformes; Cobitidae
Biological process (GO): interleukin-15-mediated signaling pathway; positive regulation of ERK1 and ERK2 cascade; T cell activation
Cellular component (GO): membrane raft; external side of plasma membrane
Molecular function (GO): protein tyrosine kinase binding; MHC class II protein binding
Source: RefSeq, a predicted model, not a curated record